Messenger RNA from Panicum virgatum (switchgrass), 3602 nucleotides. Its product is annotated as vacuolar sorting protein 3-like. Gene Ontology annotation, cellular component: cytoplasm; membrane. Gene Ontology annotation, biological process: autophagy; endosomal vesicle fusion; vesicle-mediated transport. The record is from RefSeq and is a predicted model, not a curated record. The transcript has 13 exons. NCBI's taxonomy places the organism in Eukaryota, Viridiplantae, Streptophyta, Magnoliopsida, Poales, Poaceae. The coding region runs from base 356 to 3241 and encodes 961 amino acids.
CAAGGAAGCCGGUCUCGGAAUUCUUGAUGGUUUGGCUCCCGUGUUUCGCGUUGUUCAACCUCUACGUCGAUUAAUCUUCAGAGUUCAGUGCGAUUUGUUUGGUCAGGGUAACAGAUGCAGAUUCUUUUUCCCUUUUUGUUUCGACCACGGAUGGUUGCUCAAUUCAGCAGCUGGCAUGAUGUUUUGGCGUUGGAAAGUCUCUCCCUCUUUCUGGAGUCGUCUUCCUCCUUGGCCUCUGACUCCGAGCAAACCAAGCAGGUGCUCGAGCAGUUUUGACUGGCCUGACCGACCGAUCGACUAGUAGCGGGCUAGUGGCCAUGGCGCCUAGCUUCCCCUAACCCUAACCGCAAUUCCGAUGGGAUCCCAGCCGCCGGCCUCCCGCGCGGCCCUCGAGCCCCUUGCCACGCUCGACCCCGCAGCGCUCGCCGGCGUCCCCGCCUCCUCCCCUCUCACCGUCCGCGCCGCCGCCCUCUCCGCCCACCUGCUCUACCUCGGCACCGGCGGCGGCAAGCUGCUCCUCUUCUCCCUCCAGGAUCCCUCCAACCCCGAGUUCCUCCGCCUCCUCCCCAUCGGCGCCACCAUCCCCGUCUCCGCCAUCCUCCCGCUCCCCUCCGUCGCCCGCCUCCUCGUCCUCGCCGACGGUCUCCUCCUCCUCGCCGAUCCACUCCUCACCCGCCCCGUCCGCCGCCUCGGCUCCCUGCGCAACGUCGCCGCCGUUGCCGCCCGCCGCGGUUAUUCCGCUGACCCGGCCUCCCCGUCAUGCUCCAUCGCCGUCUCCGUCGGCAAGAAGCUGCUGCGCGUGGACCUCACGUUGCAGGACGGCGACGAGCUGGAUGUGCAGACGCGCGACAUCGCCGCCGUCGAGGGGGUCAAGGCGCUCGCUUGGGUUGACGACUCCAUCUUCGUUGCCACUGCAACUGGGUACUCGCUCUUCUCUAGCACCGCCGGCCAGGGUGUGGGCAUAUUCACGCUCCCAGAAUCCUCGGGGCGCCCAAGGGUAAGGCCACUCUCCGGCGGUGACGAGGCGAUGCUCCUGGUGGAUAAUGUGGGCGUGGUUGUCGACAAAUUUGGCCAGCCGGUCGGGAGUAGCUUGGUGUUCAACACCACACCGGACUGUAUAGCAGAGGUGUUCCCCUAUGUGAUUGUUGCUGGGGACUCCAAGGUGGAUGUAUACAGGAGGAGAAAUGGCGCGCACCUACAGACAGUUCCUGUUGCCAGGACUGGUCAAGGCAUUUUGAUUGUGGCUAGCGAUGACGAUGGGAUUGGCACGGAGCUAGUUGUGAUUGCUACGGCUUAUAAGGUUUUUUGCUACCGUAAAGUAUCUGCAGUAGAGCAGAUUAAGGCAUCCUUACGAAGAAAGAACUACAAGGAAGCUAUUUCUCUGCUAGAAGAGUUUGAGACAGAUGGUGAAAUCUCAAAAGAUAUGAUCUCCUUUGUCCAUGCACAACUUGGAUUCUUGUUGUUUUUCGACUUGCGUUUUGAGGAUGCAGUUAAUCACUUCUUGCUCUCGGAGACUAUGCAGCCAUCAGAAAUAUUUCCGUUCAUCAUGCGGGAUCCUAACCGUUGGUCAGAUCUGGUGCCAAGAAAGCGUUAUUGGGGUUUGCAUCCACCCCCUAAGCCCCUCGAAGAAGUUAUUGAUGAAGGACUGGUAACAGUUCAACAGGCAUUGUUUCUGAAAAAGGCAGGUGUUGAUACAGUUGUGGAUGAAGAUUUCCUUUCAAACCCACCAAGUAGAGCUGAUCUUUUGGAACUAGCGAUCAGAAAUAUUAUCAGGUGUGAUUCAUGCAUGGUUUAUAUUCAUUGUGUCACUGGGAAGCCACAUCUAACUGCAGAAAUGCUGAAUGAAACCAGGUACCUAUGUGCAUUGCGAGCGAAAAAUCUGUCAUCUCUGGAGAUGGAAGGAAUUGAUACUUUUCUGAUGUAUCUUUAUAGAGCACUCGAUCUUGUUGAUGACAUGGAGAAGCUUGCAUCAUCCCAGAAUAGCUGUGUCGUGGAUGAACUGGAAUCCCUUUUGGAUGACUCUGGACAUUUGCGGACACUUGCUUUCUUAUAUGGCAGUAAAGGAAUGUGCUCCAAAGCUCUUGCUAUAUGGCGUAUAUUGGCAAGGAAUUACAGUGCAGGUUUGUGGAAAGAUCAGUCUGAAAAUGGUUCUUGUGGAACUUCGGUUGACAAAAGGUCUGAGGAGAUUGCCGCUAUUGAAGCAGCCAAGAUCCUCAAAACAUCAUCCGAUGAGGACCUUGUUCUGGAACAUCUUGGAUGGGUGGCAGACAUUGACCAAGAGCUGGCCAUUGCAGUUUUAACAUCAGAGAUGAGGGAAAAUCAACUCUCACCAGAAAAGGUUAUCGCUGCUGUUGAUACAGAGAAGGUUGUGAUACAUCAAAGAUAUUUGCAAUGGUUGAUUGAGGAUCAGGGUUGCGAUGACCCUCACUAUCACACAUCAUAUGCUCUUUCGCUGGCCAAAUCUGCAAUUGAAGCAGUUCAUAUGGAGUCUAAAUAUAGAGCGAAAGGUGAUAGAGAAAUUGAUUCUGAUGCACAAUUCAUUUAUUUGUUAAGAGAGAAGUUGCAGUUGUUUCUGCAAGCUUCAGACCUCUAUGAUCCAGAAGACGUGCUCGAUGUGAUAGCAGAAUCUGAGCUAUGGCUGGAAAAGGCAAUAUUGUAUAGGAAGAUGGGACAAGAGAAUAUUGUACUUCAGAUACUAGCAUUGAAACUGGAGGAUAGUGAAGCUGCCGAGCAGUAUUGUGCAGAGAUUGGUCGAGAUGAUGCCUAUAUUCAGCUUUUGGGUUUGUAUUUGGAUCCUCAGAAUGGGAAAGAGCCUAUGUUUACAGCAGCUGUACGGCUUCUUCAUAAUCAUGGGGAAUCUUUGGAUCCCAUGCAAGUAUUGGAGAGAUUAUCCCCCGAUAUGCCUCUUCAGUUGGCAUCAGAUACAAUUUUACGAAUGCUGAGAGCCCGAGUGCACCAUCAUCGUCAAGGGCAGAUUGUUCACAAUUUAUCGCGUGCGACAAACCUCGAUGCACGGCUGACAAGAUUGGAGGAGAGAUCAAGGCAUGUGCAGCUAACUGACGAGAGCAUCUGCGACUCCUGUCGAGCUCGCCUCGGCACCAAGCUAUUUGUGAUGUACCCAGAUGACUCGGUGGUUUGCUACAGGUGCUAUCGGAACCAGCAAGGUGAUUCUUCGUCAGGGCGUGGUCGUAGCUUGAGGAAAGAUGUUCUAUUUAAACAGAGCUGGCUUGUCAGUAGAUAGAUAGCGUUGGAUGAAGAUUGCUGACUGGUGGGCAUUCUCCUGCAAUUGCUCACGUUGUUUGUCCACAUCUUGAAAGUCGAGGUCGGAGCUUGGAGAGGCACUCGCAUUCCACAUAGGCCCUAAGAAUGUAACGUAUGUUUGCCCAUAGUGUCUUUUUUUCUUCCCUUUUUCUUCUGGAGGUUGAAUGAAUACGAUAGAGGAGCUAUGGGGAUGUGUAGCCUGCUCUAGUACUUGUAGUACAUUGUUUGAUAGAUACAAAUUAAUAUACUGCUACGAGAGAGAAUGAGAGAUGGUAAAUGGAGGCUGCUGUUGAGGAACUCAAAAACUAUUUAAUUUGUGUAUGAUGAUGUGUCACCCGAUA